Thunnus maccoyii (southern bluefin tuna) is the source of this 3625-nucleotide messenger RNA. It is a transcript of the gene wipf1b, whose product is annotated as WAS/WASL interacting protein family, member 1b. Gene Ontology annotation, molecular function: actin binding. Lineage: Eukaryota; Metazoa; Chordata; Actinopteri; Scombriformes; Scombridae. The transcript is spliced from 11 exons. Bases 457 to 2028 code for a protein of 523 amino acids. The record is from RefSeq and is a predicted model, not a curated record.
GUAGGAGAGAGUUAGCACAACCCGGUGUCUGCACGGCUCUAGAUGAGGCUAGUUUAGCUGGCCUGCCUGCCUGCCUGCCAGACCUCUGCAGACUUCAGGAUUGGCUGCACAGAGGAGCUCAACGCCAGCUACAGUAUAUCGACGGUCGAUGGAAGACUAUUAGCCGUGCACAGUACUUCACGCUGACAGAGGAUAAACACAGGAAUCACAGCAUUGAUCAAUCAUCAGCUGUGUCACUGACUAGAUGAUGAAACAUCUUUACAUUGUGGUGUGAUAUGAAAAAAUCAGAUAAUAAUCACAAUAAGCUGUAUGUGGCUGCUGUUCACGUUUUGCAUUUUUAUGAGGAAUGAACUGAGGUGCUUCUUCUACUGUCUUCUGAACAUACUGCUGAUUCUUCUAUGGACACAGAUUGAGGUACAGCGCCCAGUGCAGACAGAGUGAAGUGGAGAGAGGAAGAUGCCUGCCCCGCCUCCCCCACCACCCCCAGGGCCUCCCCCUCCUCCCUCCCUUGCUGUUGCCAACACAGAGAGGCCGAGUCCGAAGGGAAGGAACGCUCUGUUGUCUGACAUUUGUAAAGGCGCCAAACUAAAGAAGGCUGUUACCAAUGACCGCAGUGGACCCUUAUUGGACAAACCCAAAGGAGGUGGAGGAGUAGGAGGAGGUGGUGGUGGCGGUGGAGGAGGAGGAGGUGGAGGUGGAGGAGGUGGAGGUGGCGGAGGAGGUUUUGGUGGUGGCGCUCCUGGUGGUUUAGGUGGCCUGUUCGCAGGAGGGAUGCCAAAACUGAGGUCUGCAACAAACAGAGACUCCUCUGACUCAGGACCCAGUCGAGCACCUAUGCUCCCCCCAGGAGGCCGCUCUAGUGGCCCCAGCCCCUUCGGUGGAGGUGGAAGCCCCUCUGGCCCACCUAAACUCCCGGGAGCCCCUGCUGGUUUCCGUAGCAACGUCCCUGAUAUUCCCAAGGGCCGCUCGAAUCUCUCAAGACAAGACACUCCAGGAGGCCCCCCUCCUCCCGUACCCAACACACCUCGACCAAACCAGAGCUUCCUGUCUCGUGGGGGCCCACCGCCGCCGUCACUCCCCGGAGGACCCAGACCCAGCCAUGCUUCUUCUGGACCUCCACCUCCUAGUGUUCCACCAGGGAGGCACGGGCCUCUCCCCCCACCGCCAGGAGGCUCUUCCCCUGGCCCACGAGCGGGCUUCUCCGGGCCUCCUCCUCCACCCCCAAACAGCAGCCGACCUCCUUUACCGCCAGCUCCUGGAGGGAGGCCCCCACUUCCUGACGACCGGCCUCCACCACCACCAGCUCCUCUGGGAGGUCAUCGGCCAUCUAUGCCCCGCGAUGUUCCCCCUCCUCCUCCCUCUGUCAACUCCAAACCGCCUUCCUCUGUCUCUUCCCCCUCUUCUCGUUCCUCCACUGGUGGGGGUGCGCCGCCUCUCCCACCGGGCCGACCGGGCCCUCCUCCUCUCCCACCCUCCCCAGCUGGAGGGGAUGAUCACAACAUCCCUCGUCUUCCUCAAAGGAACAGCUCACUUAGCAGCCCUUCAGGUCCACCGCAUGGCCGGACAGGACCUCUCCCUCCCCCACCGAACGAGAGGCCGCCAUCUCUUGGAAGGAACCAGUCUUCCGCACGUACAGGGCCCCUUCCUCCCCCUCCUCCCUCAGGUCGUGGCGUGGGUGGAGGAAGUGUGAGGUCGUCGCCAGCUCCUUCUCCUCUCGGUCGGCCAGGCCCAGAGCCCCCUCGUGGUGGACCUGGCGGUAGACCCCCACUCCCUCCAGACAGGCCCGGGACAGGAGGGGCCCCCCCUCCUCCGCCACCCAUGGGCAACGGCUUCCAAAACUCUCACCACAACCAGAUACAGGAUGAGUGGGAGUGUCGGUUCAGUUUCCAUCCAGUGUCGGACUUUCCUCCACCUGAACCCUACGUGCCCUGCCAGAAGACCUACCCCAGCAAGAUUGCCAAGACUGACGGCAAAGGUUCUGGGAAGAAGGAGAGAGGAGCUCCUCCUCUUCCUCCUAUAUCCAGGUGAAGAAAAGGCAUCACAACACCUGGAACUACUUUCUCUGUCUCCCUACCUGUGUCUCUCUCUCCCUCUCUCCCUCUCUCUGUCUCUCUGUUUUGCUCAUUGUGCUUUGACCUGCGGCAUGUGGAUCAUGUAUGGACUAUAAUAUGGACUUGAAGUACAGUUGACCAAGUAAAAGAACAGACUCACAGUGUGGAAUUUACCCCACGUGCCUCUAUAGCAGCAGAAUGGUCGCAUUCAAGGACCAAAGCGUGUUCAUACUCUGGUAUACUGUGUUCAGAUAAAAAGAAAAAAAAACUAAGGCACUAGAAAAAAGAAAAAAAGAAAAAAAAAAAGCAGGUUUACAACCAUGCAUGGCUGCAGCUGGAUGAUGCGUUUUUGGGUGGGCUUCGUCAACCUGGUUGCUGUGAGACAUAAAUCACUUAUGAACAGUAUUUUCGCAUCGUUAUCCACAUUGACUCUAAUCCAUGUUCCAGUGGAAGAUGCUUCCCAGCACCAGUCCCAGAAAACUUUUUUUCAUCCCCGUACCUACAGUUGUUGAUGGAUUUCACAAAUUCCACGCUGACUGUUAUAUUUCACCACCCACCUGCACGUUUAGAAUAAAACUCUAGACCUUCCCAGCCUGUUUACACAGACAGCAUUAGCUGAAGCUAAAUCAACAUCUUCUGGCAAGAUUACUGUCAACAUUGAAGUCCCAGGGUAAUAAUGACGCAAUAUUGCAGGGUUUAUUAUGCAACCAUUUGGCUUCCUCAGGGGUGUUGAGAAGCUGUUAAAUUUUUUUUUUGCUAGUGUUUCCAUUGUGCCUUUUUCUAAAUGUAAUUUCAGGCUGCUUAAAAGAGUUAAGGGAAUUAGCCAGGGAUGCCUUUUGUGCCUUUAAAUUAUCUGUAUGUAUAUGGUUCCCCUGUUUGUUCAGCUGGAUUGGAUCACCUCUGAUAAUGUAAAAACAGAAGCAAUACAGCAACUCGAGUGGACGUCUAGAAUGUUUAGUAUAAGAAAGUGUCAUAAUAACAUCAUUAAAAUGAAGCCUCCUAUAAUACAUAGACAGACAUGGAACUAAACUAAACAUGGCCCUGCCACUGCUGCAUAAACCAUCAGGGGAAACGCGGGUGUUUAAUUUGCCAAAGCCACAUGUGCCUUCACAAGUAUGUGUAUUUACAGCUGUGCAUUUCUGUUGGAACCACUGAAAGGUACUUUUCAUUUGAUUGUUAUAUGUGAUAUGUGCAUGCAUGUAACGUCUAUGAUUUGAAAACUAUGUUUUAACGGACAUUGUAUGAGGGUUAUGGUAGCAUUGGUUUACAGUUGAACUGAUUUUUUUUUUUUCAUUUCCUGUUUUGUUAAAAGCUGCCUUGACUUACAAUGAAGGACCUGUGUAUGUAUCUGUGUGAUUUAAUCAAGUGGUAUUGGAGGACUGUAUUAUUUUAAGUUAUGUUUCAGAACUGUGCAGUAUUAUGUUGCUUCACCCGGCACUGCUUUGGUCUUUUUGUAUACGUGUUGUAUUAACUUCAUGUGUCGGUCAAAGAAAUCUUUUCUUAAAGACAAUCAAACAGAAGUAAACCUAUUUACAUCAAUAAAUAAAAUGCUUUAAGAUGCUUUUUGUGCUCUA